Molecule: messenger RNA, 2426 nt
Organism: Peromyscus maniculatus bairdii (prairie deer mouse)
Lineage: Eukaryota; Metazoa; Chordata; Mammalia; Rodentia; Cricetidae
Gene: Dtd2
Product: D-aminoacyl-tRNA deacylase 2
Biological process (GO): tRNA metabolic process
Cellular component (GO): cytoplasm
Molecular function (GO): D-tyrosyl-tRNA(Tyr) deacylase activity
Source: RefSeq, a predicted model, not a curated record
GCUGAGCAUGCGCAGCGCGGACCCGAGUCAUGGCGGACGGUAGCAAAGCGGUGCAGGCCCGCGCGCUCCUGCAGCAAUGUUUGCACGCUCACCUGCAAGUGCGCCCGGCCGACGGGGACGCCGCGGCGCAGUGGGUGGAGAUCCAGAGAGGAUUAGUGAUCUAUGUGUGCUUCUUCAAGGGAGCGGACAAAGAACUUCUUCCCAAAAUGGUGAAUACGCUGUUAAAUGUGAAAUUAAGUGAAACAGAAACCGGCAAGCACGUCUCCAUCCUGGACCUGCCUGGUGACGUUCUCAUCAUCCCUCAGGCCACCCUCGGGGGCAGAGUGAAAGGAAGAAGCAUGCAGUACCACUCCAACUCCGGGAAGGAGGAAGGCCUAGAGCUGUACUCCCAGUUCGUGGGUCUGUGUGAACAAGCGCUAGCCGCCAACAGCAAGUGCGCCGAAGCCGGGGUUGUAGUGGCGCACGGCACCUACGGGAACAGGCAGGUGUUGAAGCUGGACACCAAUGGACCGUACACGCACCUAAUUGAGUUCUGAAAGGUCCGUUUCCACAGCUGCUGCCCCGUAUAAAGGGCCUGGACUCUACUUAGGUUUUCUCCCCUUCAUCUUGAAGACACAGAUCUGUAACAUGUUUACGCAAGAAAACCCUGCAUCCAAGCUGCGUAUAGUGGCACAUUCCUUUCAUCCCAGCGCCCGGGAGGCAGAGACAGGCAGAUCUCUGUCACUUGAGGCCAGCCUGCUCUACAAAGUGAGCUCAAGGACAGCCAGGGCUGUCAAGAGACCCUGUCUCAAAAAAAGAAAGAAAUUGGGAACAUAAGUGAGUCACUUGUCAAAGGCAACACUAGAUUUUGCAAACUCCUCUACUUGACUUAAAAUACAUUUUUAAGAGUGAAAACUAGGGUGUAGCGGUGACUAGUGAGUUCUUGCUGCUCUUCCAGAGGAGCUGGAUUCAGUGCCCAGCAUGGAUAGCUCCUAACAGUCUGUACCUAAAGAUCUAGGGGAUUGGAGAGCUCCCACAUGCACAUAGCAUGUAAAAUUAAUAAAAAUAAAUAUUAAAAACGUCAAGGUAUUUGUAAAGUGAAAAAUGAAUAUUUCUAAUUACCAGAACUAGAAGUCUAAGGCAGCUGCUGGAACCUUCCUGGUAUCUCAGACUUUCCUCGGUCUGUUCUGAUACUUUAAAUUCCUAUUGCACACACACCCCAAAAUCCCUUUUUUAUGGCUUUCCUGUACUGUUCUAUUUUGGAACUUAAGAAUCAAUAACUUGAGCUCAUUAUCUUUAACUUUUGUUUUAUUGAUUCACAAUACAGUUGUUGAAAUGUAAUAAACUAUUCAUAAGCUUAGAAACCCCACUUUUCCCUAAAUUUUCUCCAAGGACAUGUGCAUGUCUUUCAAAAAGAUUACAUUAUUUACUUUAAAUCGUUUUGACUUUAUGCCCAGGUAAAAUGCUGACUCACAGCCCUAGAUGGAGUUCAAGCAAUUCUCCAUACAAAAACUGCCUGAGAUGCUUGUGGAGAAAGGUACUCCAAGUUCAUGGAAGGUUGUUAAUUAGAAAGGAUGGCAGAUGGGGAAAGCCGGAAAAAAUAAUAGACUUGGAAAUGACUUUGCCUUAGCUUUUGAUAGUUUUUUUUUUUUUUUUUUUUUUUGUCCAAGGGGUUUCAAAAGCCCAUCAAUAUACACAUUUUAUUUUCAUGUCUAUAAUGAAGAUAGCACUGUGGUCAUCCAAUACAGAAGAGUCAUCUCCAUCCUCUAACUUUUAGAGUGGGACUUGUUGCCAGUUCAUUGGUUUAUUGACUAAACUAGGCACAAGGAGAAUUGUUCUUUACGUAGAUGCCUUAUGGCUCAGUUUUCUAAGAUUUUACAAUGUUUCAAACAAUAUACUUCCUAAAUAUUUUUCAAAAGUUGGUUUUAUUUUUUGUUAUCUCAAGCAUAUGUGUCUGUCUGUCUGUCUAUAGGUAUGUCCACAUGAGUGCAGGGGCCCUUGGGGAUUAGAUGCUCCCCUGGAGCUGGAGUUACAGGUGGGUGUGCCCAAUGUGGGUGCUAAGAUAAGCAAUGCAUGCUCUUAACUCCUGAGCCAUCUCUCCAAGCACCCCCUAAGGGUUUUUUAACCUUUCAGUUUAGAAUCUGGGACCCACUUGUAGAAAAUAUGAUAUGUAAGGUGCAACAGAUGUGGUUAAUGUCUAUGACACAUGCAUAUAAAGUAAAAUGAGGGAACUGGAGAGGUGGCUUAGUGGUCAAGAACAUGUACUCUCCAAAGACCAGAGUUCAGCUCCCAGCACCCAUGUCAGGCAAUGCACAGCAUCCUGUAACUCCAGCUCCAGGACUCUGCCCUGCACUCAAGCGCAUGUAUACACACGCGCGCGCACACGCAUGCACAUCAUUUAAAAAAAAAGCAAAAUGAAGCACACCUUUAUCAUUACUUCAGAUUUU